Messenger RNA from Myxozyma melibiosi, 1196 nucleotides. RefSeq lists its product as uncharacterized. Lineage: Eukaryota; Fungi; Ascomycota; Lipomycetes; Lipomycetales; Lipomycetaceae. Gene Ontology annotation, cellular component: GINS complex; nucleus. Gene Ontology annotation, biological process: double-strand break repair via break-induced replication; DNA replication. The record is from RefSeq and is a predicted model, not a curated record. The coding region runs from base 308 to 1099 and encodes 263 amino acids. The transcript is spliced from 2 exons.
AGACAAUUACAGUUUCAGGGGGAGUUGUGAUCAGAUUACCACUGUUGGCUGUCUGCAAACAACCACCGGCUCUGCUCAGAGUUGUUCUUCUUACAACAACAUCUACAGCCUGUUUCUGGUUCCGAAGAGUGAAUUCGUUUGUGUAUCAGACUCGCCCGCAGUCGCAUCAAACCUACCCCCUCCGUCCACCCACCAUCGCGAACCUCCCCCGUCGCCUCGCGCUCAGACGCGUCUCUUCGCGUCCCGCUUCAUCCCUUUCCUCUUUUUUCACCAUCACAGCAGAACAACCGCGAAUUGUCGUUGCAUAAUGGCGCUCCCGCCGAAGCAGAUUGGCACGUUUCUGCCGUCUGAGAUAUCUUUUCUGGCUGAGAAUACAAAAGUGACUAUAAUACCGCGACAGGCGCUUGAUUCUGUGGAUCUGAUUGGCCUAAAAUUACCGUCAAUGAGACCCAUGCGACGCGUCGAAGUCCCCCUCUGGGUCGCCAUAAUCCUCAAAAAGCAAUCGCGAUGCAACAUCGUCUCCCCCGCGUGGCUGUCCGAAGACAACCUAAAAAAGGCCUACGAGGCCGAAGCCUCAAACAUGACGCGGUUCUCGGACAAGCUGCCCUGGGAGUGGAUCGAGGUCGGCGAGCUCGUGCUCGAGUCCGCGCCAGACGACCUCUCGUCCGCGCCGCAUGUCAUCCGCAACCUGCUGCGCGACAUCCGCGAGAUUCGCCAGGCGAAAGUGCGCGCGGGUUUGCGGGGGUUGGAGUACACGUACAUGCAGCUCGAUCAUAUCGGCGCGAUGGAGCUGAACGAGAUCAGGCCGUUUGUGACGAUGACGAUGAACGAGCUGCGGAUCUUGCAGAAUAGUGUCGAGAACGAGGAAGAGCAGGCGGCAGAGGGUAUGCUCCCGGACGACGUGGACGACGGCAGCGAUAUGGACGACACGUUCGAGACUAGAGAAUACUCUGCGCCGCCGCGAAAUUCGUCGCAUUUCGACGACUCGGUCGGCAGUCGGCUUAGUCGGCCGCCGGCGCCUUCGUAUGACGACGAUGGCGAGGACGACGAUGACGAGUUGGAAAUGGACGAGUCCUAUCUGCAUACGAUUAACAGGUAGCGAGUGUGAUUAUAUCUUUGCGAUUGGAGUUUGCUUGUGUUUUUGUGUUUACUUGAUUGGUUUGAUUGGGUCAUUUACUGUACAGUCGUUUCGAUGC